Molecule: messenger RNA, 4417 nt
Organism: Alligator mississippiensis (American alligator)
Lineage: Eukaryota; Metazoa; Chordata; Crocodylia; Alligatoridae
Gene: TOLLIP
Product: toll interacting protein
Exons: 6
Coding region: 109-933 (274 amino acids)
Biological process (GO): ubiquitin-dependent protein catabolic process
Cellular component (GO): cytoplasm
Molecular function (GO): ubiquitin conjugating enzyme binding; ubiquitin binding
Source: RefSeq, a predicted model, not a curated record
GGGGCGGGGCGCGUCAGCUGACUCCGGAGCUCGGCGUUCGGAGGCUGUUAACGGUAGCGGCGGCCUGGCCGGGCGGAAGGCGGAGGUUCCUGGUCCGAGUGAGGCGCUAUGGCGACCACUGUCAGCACCCAGCGGGGCCCGGUGUACAUUGGUGAGCUUCCUCAAGAUUUCCUGCGCAUCGCUCCAACACAGCAGCAGCAGCAAAUCCAGUUGGAUGCACAAGCAGCCCAACAGUUACAGUAUGGCGGUCCAGUGGGCACAGUGGGCAGACUCAGCAUUACUGUAGUACAGGCAAAGUUGGCAAAGAAUUACGGUAUGACCCGUAUGGAUCCAUACUGUCGGAUACGGCUUGGCUAUGCUGUAUAUGAAACUCCUACAGCUCAUAAUGGUGCCAAGAAUCCCCGCUGGAACAAAGUUAUUCAGUGCACAGUUCCCCCUGGUGUGGACUCUUUCUAUCUUGAAAUAUUUGAUGAGAGAGCCUUUUCAAUGGAUGACCGCAUCGCUUGGACACACAUCACUAUUCCUGAGUCCCUGAAACAAGGGAAGGUGGAGGAUGAGUGGUAUAGCCUGAGUGGAAGGCAGGGUGACGACAAAGAAGGAAUGAUUAACUUGGUUAUGUCAUAUACGUCUGUACCAGCUGCUAUGAUGAUGCAGCCCCAGCCAGUGGUUCUGAUGCCCACAGUGUACCAGCAAGGAGUUGGAUAUGUGCCUAUUGCAGGAAUGCCUGCAGUCUGUAACCCAGGCAUGGUACCAGUGCCAGUACCAUCUCCUGCAGUUAACCCUCAGCACCUGUGUAAUGAAGAAGAUCUGAAAUCUAUCCAGGACAUGUUUCCCAACAUGGACAGGGAAGUAAUCCGUUCAGUGCUAGAAGCCCAGGGAGGGAACAAGGAUACAGCUAUCAACUCAUUGCUUCAGAUUGCUGAAGAGUCAUAGAUGCCUGUCCCCUGCAUUGUCCCUGUCUACGAUGCCACCCUUACUUUGACUUGCCAAGCCAGGGAUUUAGCUAGAGGAAGAAAUUCCUGACAAAUUCCUGAGAGAGCAUCCUGUCUGAAAGAUUGUGCCCCUCUCUUCUUGGACACUUUGCACAUUUUUCACUUUUGUUUUCAACUUUCAUUCACUUCAAGUAUGUUCUACAAAAGCAUGAAACUCUCCCUCCCCCCCCAUUAGCCAUAUCAUACAGGUCUACAUUUCUGACGGGGAGGGAACAAUGCUGCUUAAGUUUAUUUCCCCCCCCCCUCCCCCUUUGGAUAGAAAGAAAAACCAGGCAUGUUUUAUAUUUAUCUAACACUAUGCAGUACAGGAUUUACUACUGGCUGUGAGCUAGGAAGAGUUAUAUUUUUGAGGGGUAGAGUGUUUGCUUCUUUGUACACUGUUUUUUAUUCAAAUGUUCUUGUUUAGUAAGCAGUCUGUUUCUCUGCCAGAGAUACAAAAAUGAUUACAUGAUACUCUUGACUUUUUCUGUGGUAUUUAUCUAUUGCUGUGAUAAAUCCAACUGUCUUUAACAUAUAUAAUUUUAAAUCUACUAAGAAGCUGGCUUUCUUGUAGCCUUAAGUGUUUCUAAUUAGAUUAUUCCCUCCAAGCUAGUGAUUGGGCACCAAAGCAAUAUUUAUAAUAUGGUAAGCAUUUAGGGCUUAAUCCUGAAAUGUGGCAGUGUUGCUGUGCUUGUGAAAGCUGCAACACACCACUUUCCAGGUACAGCAUAUCUUGCUGUAGCAGAAGAUGGGAUUGAGCCUUAUUGUGCUCCUGUGGUUACUUGCACUCUUCUUGUUUCUACAUUCCUGUGAUUAUUCCAAAGGAUGACUGCAGAAGGAAAAGGUGUGUUUUUUGGGGUUUUUUUUUAAAUGCCUGGAAAACUAACGAAGUAUGAAAUAAACACUUCGUCAUGGAACUUUGUAUCAACAAAUAGUCAUUUUUGUGUAUAUAUAAAGAACCUUUGUUUUAAAAAAGAAAGUUACUACACUCCUGUAUUUCAGAAAACUCAUGUUGCGUUGCAGAAAAAUUUAAUGAAGAAACUGGUUUUGGUAGUCUGAAAUAUAAGGAGUGGGAAGAGUAGAUGCAGAAUCUUCAACAGGUAUAUGCACUGUCCUCAAAAAUUCAUUGGAUCACAGUUAAUCUACCUAAUUCAGUUGAAUUUGAUGCAUACCUGACUAAAAUAUUUUCAGUAAGGUGGUAGAAUAUUUGACAUAUCCUGUAUUAGCAGGUUCUUAUAAGAAGGAAGUGUAUUGCCUAUAAUUUUUUCAAGCGUGAACAUGCAUGCAUGUUGCAGCUUGAACCUGCAGAAUGUUCAUAAAGGGCACAAUUUUUGCCUGUUGUAUAAAUUUGUAACAUCUCUUUUUUUUUUUUUUUUAAUGGCAAUGUAAUGCACUUUAUGCACAAAUUUUAUUUUCUGAUCUUGUGCAAUGUCACUUAUCUUGGCAUCUUUUAAAAUUGUUUUCAGAUACUUUCUAUAAUAGCCAUAGCUUGUAUUUUGCAAGUGUUGGAAUGUACACUUAAAAUACAGGAUCUAAAGAGUGGUUCAUGAGAACUCUUAAGCCAGGUUUGGAAUAAGGAAAUAUAGGCCCUUAUUCUCUCUUCUCUACCUGUUUUCUCCCACAUACAUAAGAUGCUCUUUCAUAUCCACUAAAAUAAACUUUUCUCCAAUACCUUCAGGAAGUUUUCUGGCAGAGCCAGCAAUAGUUUAUAAAUAUUUAUUUUUUUAUGAUUAAGAAGUGUGUGUUGAAAUAGUUUUAAAUUGACAGUACCAAAACGAUUUUCCUUUCUAAUGGCUUCUGGUUUUUUUGAAGCUUCUUCUCAUGAUGUCUCAGCUGACACUAAGUUCUGACAGCCCCCCACUGCUUUAGUUGGCACACUUUGUUUUGUUUUGAAAAAAAUGUAACUUUCUCUUCAUACAUUCUCCCAUUGGUUUUGCCUGCUGAGAUUUUAAGGCUACAGUCUUUCCUUGGGCAUUUUAUCAUUACAAUGAUUACAUUUUUCUUUUUUUUUUUUUUCUUGAAAGGGGUGUUCAUCAGGAAUAUAUCGUCUUAGCCCUUGUGUCACUUAGCCUAUAUGAUCACAUAUUGAGUUUUCUGGUUAGCAUUAAAUUAACAUUUGGCCUUUAUCUUCAUAGCAAUGACUUUUUGUGGGAAUGCCAGCAUAGGCAGCAGCAAAUGACUGCCUGUAAAUACUGUUAAAAGCUUUUAACGCCUGUUUCCAUCUCUAGGAAUAGCCCCUUGAAUUGCUAAAGGGUAGAACAAUUUGGGGAAAAUGUACAUCAUAUUCUAGUUACCUAUAGCUGGAGUUCAUUGGAGCAGGUUUUUUUGUUUUAGGGUUUUGUUUUUUUUUCUUAAAUAAAGCAAGUGAACUUAGUGCAGCUUUAUCAUGGGUGAAAAAGGUUUAACUUCUUCAAGAUUGCAUUGCUAAUCUUGUGACUGAAUUGUAAGCGUGAAAUAAACACCUCUCAGUUCUCCUAAUAACUGGAAGAAAGAAACGAGGUUGUUAGAUUAAACAUGUUCAUCCAGAAAUUGAACCUUAGGUCUUCGUGAAACACCUAGACAUACUUCAGAAGUCUUUCCUUCUCCCUCUUGAAGCUUUUGUUAUACUGAGUAUUGCAAAGAGAAGCUGCAUAGAUCAAAGAUGGGUAGUUCAGGUCAGAGCAGAAAGGCCACUAAGUUGUGCUUUGCAUUCUUUUUCUUAUGCAUUGUUUCAGGUUUGGCUUGGAGACUUGAAUUCAAUAAAAGUAAAACAUUAUAGGUAUGAAAGUAAGUCUUCAGGAUGUACUUUACUGCGUUUUAUCUUUCUCAUUUAACAUUAACAAAGUGUUACAAACCCUGCUCAGUUUCUUUAAUAUAUGUAUCCCCUCAAUUGUUCAAACUGUUGUCCACCUUGGGUCUGAGGGACAUGAAAAAAGCUUUGGCUAGUCCUUGUCAUCACUUGAUUGUCCAGAAUUGUAGAACUCAAAGGCAUUAUUUUGCUGUUUUGUUUAAAUAAAUGCGGUCACACUUGUUAUUGUUCAGCUUGUGGCAUAUGUUUCAUUUAAUAGAGCAAUGUCUUCUCAUCCGUAACUGUUUCAUACUCAGCAGGUUAGAGCAGCCUGGAGCCAAAGCCCAGCUGCAUAAUACUGGCAUCUGCUAGAAGUUAAAGUGCUGCUAGGGCCUAAAUUUAGAGGAAUAUUUUUGUCUAGCUAGAUCCUUGCUACUUUAUCUUAAGCUGCUGUUUGUGUAUGUUGAAGGUACUGAACGUUUUCCCUCUGCAAAUAUUACUGCUUGUGUUGGUUGACCUGUAAUACUGUUCAAAAGAUUGUUUGUUUGUUUUUUUUGCUGUUAUUCCGCAGACAUUGACUCUCACUGUAUUGAGGUCAAGUGUCCAAAUGUGUUUCUUGCAUUGUAAAAUAUAUUUUGACUUUUUCAUUCUAAUUUAAUAAAUGUAUCACCUAAACUAA